AUGAAUCCCUACGUCAUCUCUGUGAUGUCAGUGGAGCCGAAGGGAGGAGGAUCCACGCACUUGCCAAGAAGCCGGUCAUCCGUCGGGGCUGCACGCGGGCCUAAGCUGGACACAAGAGGCUCCCCAGCAGAGAGGGUCUUUCAGCAAAAGAAAGGGGCUCUGUCCCCCGGCGCCGGGAAUCCCUCCUCUGGCACUGAGCUCCACUCGCGCCCGGCGUCCCGAUUCCGUUGUAAACAGCUGUUCGGGCCGGCGAGGGAGUGGCAGGGCCGCGAGCAGCGGAGGACGCGGGCGCGCCGGGAGGGCGGCCUCAAGGCGUGGGCCCCACCCGCCCGCGGACCCCGCCUCUUCCUCGCCUGCCCCCGACAUCCCCGGACGGGAUCCGACGGGAAGAGGCAAAGAGAUGCCGGCGACUUGGGCCGCGCGCCUCCCGAGCGGGCCCCGUCAGCCUCCGCCCGCGCUCCCGCUCCCGCUCUCCUCACCUGCCGUGGAGUCGAUGUUCUCCCUCCCGCCGCGAAUCAGGUGCGGGCUGGCGCUACGGCGGAGGCCGGAGCGACGCGCGGCAGACUGGGGCGGUUCAGCCUCUGCCCCUCCGAGGCCGCAUCCCUCGCCACGCGGCGGGCGGUUCUCCCAGCCCGGCUCCGGUGGCCAGCGGUCAAAGAGGCCGCUUCUCAGUAUCGAGAAGGAGGAGACUGCGCUUGGCCGGGAGGCGCCAGCCCAAUAAAGGGCAGCGCCAUGUCUUCGUACGGAAAGGCGAGCGGCUUUUUCUCGUGCUUGCCGAAGGGGCUCCGUAAGCGGUGACUGGCAGGUCCCUUUGAGGAAUCUUGAGACCAGACAGCUCAACGUUUUAACAAAGACAAGAAGCUAAAGCACAAUCAUUGUCUUCACUUAAUGUGGAAGUUACAUGUGAAACAAAAAUAAAUAUCAAAAAU
Molecule: messenger RNA, 929 nt
Organism: Saimiri boliviensis boliviensis (Bolivian squirrel monkey)
Lineage: Eukaryota; Metazoa; Chordata; Mammalia; Primates; Cebidae
Source: RefSeq, a predicted model, not a curated record